CGGUUGAAGCACGCAUGCCAAGCACAUCCAAAGUGGGGCCCCGCCCUGCACGAGCACAGGACAGGCCGCUAUGCCCCCAUGGCCUCUGAAGACACUGUGGCAGGCCGUCCCUUAAAGGAGAAGGAGGAGCUGAAGGAGGAGCAGAAGGAAGGGGACAAGGAGAAGGAGAGGAAGGAUGAGAUCAGCCUCACCAUCCAGGGAAGCAACGGCUCCACCAACACACACAACAACCCCAACCCCAGCGCGUAGACGCCACCCGUCUCCCAUCAGUGCCAUCGAGCAUGGCCUCUGCGGCCCACUGUCUCCUCCUCCUCCUCCUCUUCCUCCCUUCUCCUCUUCUCUCCUUCCAUCCUCACCCCACUUUCCCACAGUCCUCUGUGGGGGAGAUCCCAUUUGCUGGAGACCUUUACAUAUUGUAAGGGCUUAUUAUAUCUAUCCUAACCUCUU
Austrofundulus limnaeus is the source of this 447-nucleotide messenger RNA. RefSeq names its product sodium- and chloride-dependent glycine transporter 1. The record is from RefSeq and is a predicted model, not a curated record. Lineage: Eukaryota; Metazoa; Chordata; Actinopteri; Cyprinodontiformes; Rivulidae.